This is a messenger RNA of Cladophialophora immunda, 1625 nucleotides long. RefSeq lists its product as uncharacterized. NCBI's taxonomy places the organism in Eukaryota, Fungi, Ascomycota, Eurotiomycetes, Chaetothyriales, Herpotrichiellaceae. Gene Ontology annotation, molecular function: oxidoreductase activity. The record is from RefSeq and is a predicted model, not a curated record. The transcript is spliced from 4 exons. Bases 661 to 1506 code for a protein of 281 amino acids.
UCCAAAUGCUUGCGGAAGACGACAUACCUAAAUCGCGUCGUCAGAGAUCACGAGGCUGCCCUGAUCUAAGCGACGAAACGCGCCUGGCAAAGAGUAUCAGAAUUGGUUUGGCACUGGACAGGAGCAUUCCCGCACAGCCAAAGCGACCUCGAGUUUCAACGGUCGUGCAAUGACCACCUCCAAGUUUGCUCCUGCUUACCACCAGGGUUUCCAUCAACGCCCUCUCUCCAGGAACAAAUAGCUCGAAGCUGAAAGACUCCUAGGUAUCGAGACUCUACAGCACGUCAAUACCGAGGCCCAUACUAGUGUCAAUCGGCAGUAUUUUUCCGGACACCAGCGCCAAUGUUCUCAGAACAGAGCGAUGCACCCCCGCCUCCCCCGCAGUCCAGUUGGACAGAAACGAACCCCUUAUGACAUUAUGCCCAGGCGAAGCCCAAUGCGAGACCUCAUGGAUGAAGGCUGGACAAACGGCUCACCCCCUCACUGGGGUUUAGCGGUUCCGAGGUUGCUUGAUGCUUUUCCGCUCUAUUGAGGGUUGUUUGCAGAAGCGUGGAGCAUAAAGGGACCUGAUUCCAUAACAUCUCACUCAAUUCGAGGACUCUUUACAACCAGCGAGUUAUUGAACAUCCCACGAAGACUGUCUUCAUACACACCGGGAAAAUGUCUGAAGGUUUUGCAUACAUAACGGGCGGCGCGAGUGGAAUUGGCCGAGGGGUGGCGCAGAUGCUGGUGAAGCACAACAUCAAAGUGUUCAUCGCAGACAGAGACAUCGAGGGCGCCCAGAAACUUGUGGAUGAACUGAACAAGGGAGCCCCAGUGGCCAAAUGUGCUCAGGUCGACGCCGCCAGCUGGAAUUCCCAAGCAAAAGCUUUCAGUCAGGCCGUGGCAGACUUUGGUCGGAUCGACUACGUCUACCCCAUUGCUGGCAUCGGCGAACGCUCUUGGAUUCCGAAUGAUCCUUCCAUGAGUGGCUUCGAGCAGCCUGACCUGACCGUCCUCGACAUUGACCUGACAGGUGUCAUGUACACUGUGGCAUUGGCUGUGCAGCAGUUCAGGAAGCAGCAGCCCGGAAAGGACGGUUUCAGAGGCAAGAUUGGAUGUGUUGCAAGCGUCUGCGGGUUCUACUGCUGUCCGACUCUCCCGGUGUAUACUGCGGCGAAGCACGCCGUAGUGGGACUGGUAAGGAGCUACGGAAAGUACUUGCCGGAGGAAAAGAUUACGAUGAAUGCAGCCUGUCCGAAUGUGGUUCGCACCAACAUCUCCUCGGGUGCCUUUUACGACCAGAUGGAGAAGGAAGGAUUGUUGACGCCCAUCGAAGGGGUCAUUGGGGUGUUCGAGAAGCUUCUCGGGCCAGACGCGACAUCCGGAGAGACGUUCGAGAUCGGACCCAACUACACGGAUCAAGGAGCAGUGCCACGGAAGGGUAUUGAGUAUCUGGACAAGGAAACCGAGAAGUGCUUCGACAUGCUGUACAAGAGGUCGCGACCGCUGCAUCAGCCUCGUUGAGCACAGAGCGGCGCAGCAUACAGGCAGAUGGCCGAUGCGAGCCUGCUGUCUUUAAGACGGACAACUGCUGCUCCGUAAAGGCUUAUAUUCUUCCUAGUCGGUGUAGUGAUGAAUGACUC